GCUGUUGGGCGCGCGCAGCCACGCCCCGGGGCAGCUGUUUACCCGGGCUCCGGCGGCGGCGGGAGAGGCGCUGGCUGCGGGUCCAGCGUAGGGGCCGGGCCAUGAAGGCGGAGAUCUCCACGGCCGCGGGCUUCAUCACCCGCCUGCUGCGCAGCCCCGGAGGCAUCGGCGACGAGCAGCUGCGCUGCUUCGGGGACUGCCUACAGGAGGCGCUGCGAGACCAUUACAGGCACCACUGGUUCCCCCAGAUGCCCUCCAAAGGCUCCGGGUACCGCUGCAUUAGGAUCAACCACAAGAUGGACCCACUGAUAGGCAAGGCGGCAGGUAGGAUUGGACUCAGCCACCAGAGACUCUUCCAGCUCUUACCCAGUGAAUUAACACUUUGGGUGGAUCCCUUUGAGGUGUCCUACCGAAUAGGUGAAGAUGGGUCCAUCUGUGUCCUCUAUGAAAGCCCCCCACCUGGCAUGAAGUCGGCCAGAGCACUGGAGUGCCGGAGCCGCUGUAAAGAGUGGAGAAUUGGCAGAUCCAGCCCUUCCAAGAAUUACAACAUAAUGACUGUUUCUAGUUAAAAAUUAACCUUCCGGGUACAAUGAUGUAUGUAUGUAUUCCACUUUCAUAAUGGAGUUAGAUGAUGUAAUUGAGUGGUUGAUUUUCACUCCCUAGCCAUUAAAGUUGUAGUAGUACUGCCAAGUUCUUUGUGGCCCGGGGCUAAUGUCAUAAAGCAGGUUUUUAAACUGCACAUAACUUUUUGAAUUGUAAACUGUAAAUGAAAUGUACAGUCAGCUGAUUGUUUUACAAAUUUAUAUUAAACCUUCUUGGCUGUUUGUAAUAAAGAAAUACCAUGGCACUCUUUACAAUGGGUAUUAGUUUAAAAUAGCAUCCCCAGAUGCCUGUAUGUACUGAGCAAUAACUUCAGCAAGUUAAAAAAAAAAAAAGCACAGCUCUAAUUAACUGCAAGUAUAAACCUCUACAGUGACUUGCCUGUACACACUUUUUCUCAGGGUCAUAUAAAUACAGCUGCAAGGCACAGGUGACUAUGGCUUUUUAACUACACAUUUAUUUCAGUACCAAGUUCCAAUACAUCCAAGCAGCUUUCAAGAAAAGAACUGGGGAAAUGGGUUCCUUGUAACUGUAAACACUUCCUUGACAUAAAAUAAAGAAUUGGACGAAGAA
This is a messenger RNA of Alligator sinensis (Chinese alligator), 1173 nucleotides long. Its product is annotated as protein BTG1-like. The coding region runs from base 102 to 569 and encodes 155 amino acids. The record is from RefSeq and is a predicted model, not a curated record. Gene Ontology annotation, biological process: negative regulation of mitotic cell cycle; negative regulation of cell population proliferation. Gene Ontology annotation, cellular component: cytoplasm; nucleus. Lineage: Eukaryota; Metazoa; Chordata; Crocodylia; Alligatoridae. The transcript is spliced from 2 exons.